[Torrubiella] hemipterigena is the source of this 1026-nucleotide messenger RNA. NCBI's taxonomy places the organism in Eukaryota, Fungi, Ascomycota, Sordariomycetes, Hypocreales, Clavicipitaceae. The record is from the annotation of a GenBank genome assembly.
AUGGCCCCAUCUGCUACUAUCCCCAACACGACUUCUCUUGAAACUCAGAUGGUUAAAGAUGUCAAAAUAAAAUCGUCUGCUGCCUUUGUUACAAUAAACGCCACUCAAGCGCCUCCUUCUAAAUGGACUUACAAAUAUCACCCCCUGGAAGCCCAGAUCACCGAGGACGUGGAUGGUUACUUUCUCAAACACUGGAAGUUUGGUACAGAGAAGGAUAAGAAGAAGUUUGUUGCAGCGGGCUUUCCUAGAGUCACUUGUCUGUAUUUCCCACUGGCCAAAGAUGAUCGCAUCAAGUAUGCAAGCAAGCUUUUGACUAUUCUGUUCUUAAUCGAUGAGAUCCUUGAAGACAUGUCCUUUGAUGAAGGUUCCGCAUACAACGAAAGAUUGAUGCCUCUGGCUCGGGGUAUCGGUCUUCCCAACCGCGACGACCCAGCUGAAUGGAUUAUGUACGACUUGUGGGCUACAAUGCGAGCCAAAGAUCUUGAGCUGGCCAACGGUAUUCUAGAGCCUACGUUUGAGUUCAUGCGAGCCCAGACUGAUAAAGCACGCCUGAGUAUUCGCGAAAUGGGCGAGUACCUGGACUACCGCGAGCGCGAUGUUGGCAAAGCGUCGAUUUUGCAUGGAUAUCCCACUUUCCCAGAAGAGCUGGCCGCCGUUCACCGUAUUGAGCAAAACUGUGCAAAGCACUUGUCUGUACUCAACGACAUCAUGAGCUGGGAGAAGGAAUAUGCUGCUUACCUCACAGGACAUCCUGAGGGCUCUGCGAUUUGCUCAGCUGUUCAGGUGCUUGCGAAUGCCACUUCGCUUCCAUUCGGCUCAUGUACGCGAAUUCUUUGGGUCAUGUGCCGGGAGUGGGAGGCAGAGCACAAUGAUUUGGUAGCAAAGGUGCAAGCCGAGACUCCCAAUGGCUUAAGCGAGAGGCUUAAACUAUAUAUCAAAGGAUUGGAGUACCAGAUGAGUGGAAACGAGCACUGGAGUCUUGCGACUUUGCGCUACAACUCGCCUUCUAACCCUGUCGAGAUGUAA